GUCAGGGCGCGUUGAUUAAAGGCCCAAGUUUACUGCAGGAGUUUGGUCACUUUGCUAUGAUGCGUGAAAUAUCCCUAUUACAUGCUGCCCCUUUCAUCGCUGUACCUUUCGUUGGAGCGUUUGCUGGCCAGCGGGUUGUCUCCAAGAAUAUGGAUUGGUAUGAUUCUCUGAAAAUGCCAUCAUUCGCACCUCCCAAAUGGGUGUUUGGUCCUGUGUGGAGUGCGCUAUAUGGUUGCAUGGGAGCUGCAUCUUACUUAGUGUGGAGAGAUGCAUCACAUGAAAAAGCGUUACUUCCUUUGGCUGUUUAUGGUGCUCAACUUCUACUUAAUUGGUCGUGGACGCCUCUAUUUUUCGGACAGCAUAAACUAAAAUAUGUAUGUUAAUUAUUACUUUUGGAAAUGAUGUGUUUGGCACCGUAACAUAUUUAGAGAAGUUAUCAUUGUGUUGUGUUGGAUAGACGUUUUAGGAGUAACCGUUGGUUCAUCAGCUGAAUUAUUAUCUUAAAGGAAUUGGAGAUAAGUUAAGACUCUUGGUCGUUUUUAAAAAAGCUAUGCUGGCUGAAACGAGUGUCUUCAAUGUCAUUAUGAAGUUUACUUUGAUUAUGGUUAGACAAAGCACUUACCAUCAUAGCAUCUGUUGCUUACUGUAUGGCGGGGCCUGAUAUUGGUCGUACUGUGAUAGGUAGGGGUAAGAUGUUUCCUCAAGCUAUGUCGUCUUCCCAGGUUAAUACCAGAAAUCUUAUAUCCUGACUUGCCGUAUGCCGACUGGUAAGAUCCUCUGUACGAAUACAAUUCUUCCUCCCUUACCUGCAUAGGAUAUAUGAGACUGGUCUCAAACAUUUGUUCCUUGGGCUUUGCAGUCACGCACAUCUGAUGCUUUCUCUCUUUCAGGCACUUGAAAAAAUCGAAUUCCACUGUGUCCAACAUGGAAUCAGCAACUGGCUAUACACAUGGCUUUGGAUAUUUUUGUAGAACUAUCGUUCCACCCUUGCUUUGUUCUAACGUAAUCUUACACUGAUAUAAUAUGUAAUAUACUGCGAUCACUUCAGUGAAUGAUUUUUUAGAAUUUCAUCAACUAAUCUAUUCGCAUCACUUAAGAUCGUGUGCCUGAUCUCUACGUGAUUCACAGUUUGGUUUCAUCAGACGUAAGUCACGUAAGUUUUGAUAACAGAACCUUGCAUAAAAGUGAAUCAUUUCAAGUUGUCACAGCGGAAACGCACAAAUAAAGAAGAGAAAGAAAUAUAAUGAGACUAUAAUGAAUGUGGGAGGGAUUAUAAUUUGGUUAGUCUAUAUUUUCAAAAUCUAGAAGGUAAUAAGCAGUGAUUUUGUGCACACCACUUUAAGUGAUUUUAAACCAUGUCGAAAAGUGUAUCAGUUCACAGUAUUCUGAGGCGUAUCUGCAACUCUGAGGUAACGUAUUUUCUUUUUGAAAUUUGAACUUGCUUUGUUAAGCGCGAGUCAGAGAUUUCAACUGCAACCUAUUCAGAUUCGUAUUUACAUCAUACUGGGCUACACUGUUUUUACGAAUCGCUUACCGGAUAUUUACGGCUCUCUAGGCAUGUGGGCAGAAGUUGAAGUGCCGUAUAGAAGCUGUUACUUUAUAUUUGUUAGGGAUGCACGAUCUUUUAUAAUUGAAGUAAAAAUGACCUGCCUUGAAUUUAUACUUUACUCACUGCCUAAUAGAUCUCAUAGAAUUAUUUUCCGGAUAUUUUGCUAAAAAGUAAUUAUUUAUUUGGACAGUUAUAUUAUAAUGUUUUGAAAUAAUAUUCCUAUAGUUAUUUGAGUGUAUACCUUGCUUCUUCUUCACUAUAGGCAGCAGCAGUGUGUUUAGGUAUUUUCGGUGGAGCUCUAACAUGUGUACACUUAUUUCGACCAAUCAAUGUUGACGCUAGUAAUCUGAUGAUUCCAUACACUCUGUGGGUUGGAUUCGCCUCACUUCUUAAUGUUCGUAUUGUUAUGCUGAAUGAAGACUGUGAUUAACUGAAUGUAGGACCCAAUAGUUCACUAGACGUUAUCAUGGGAAAUCUAAAAACGAAAAAGAAACACUAUAGCACAUUUUACUCUGAAGCUUUUUCGAUAAACUGAUUUCUGUUUCUCCUCUUUUCAUUUCUUUUUUCAACAAAAUAACUUUUCAUAGAAAAAGCGAUAUCUCAGGGAUAAUAGUCGUCUUUUUAUAUUUUAUUUGUCAACAAAUAAAAAUUUCUGAAUUUG
Trichobilharzia szidati is the source of this 2210-nucleotide messenger RNA. The record is from the annotation of a GenBank genome assembly. Lineage: Eukaryota; Metazoa; Platyhelminthes; Trematoda; Strigeidida; Schistosomatidae.